GCGGUGUUACCGGAACAAGAUCGGCGCGAAAAGAAUCUGGGCGAAAAUGAAUGAAAAAAGAAGAAAACAACCGUAGUUAUUGACGAUAAGAAAGCAGAUAUGCAUCCUUGAUACCUGACCAACCUUCUGCGAUAACAGGAAAAACUUUCACUCAGAAUGCCUAGGCGAAAACGGCCUAGGGAAGUAGCGUCUUCUGAGGAAAGUGACCAUGAGCAUGAUCAAACAUCAGCUGAAAGUGAUGGAGAUAGCUCUCAUUCUGACACCAUAGCCCCUCGAAUCACUAGGCGUUCCGCAGCAGGCCUUGUUUCAUCUGUUGGUAUUUCCUCACCUGCUCGGAAAAGAAGAAAAAUAGAAACAAGGACAUCGGAAUCUGCUUCAGAAUGUGAAAAAGAAACACCAAAUAUAAUACAAAACAAAUCCUCGCGUAAAAGUGUAGACAUUAAACAACCAACAAGUAAGUCUGGUUCUAAAGACAAAACGCCGUCAUCGCAAGGAAAGGGCAAACAGUCUGCCAAAGCUAAAAAUGUCAGUCAGGCAAAACUGAAUGAAAAGACAGUGUCCAAAAGAAAAACUGUUGAAACGACAGCAGAAAAUGGGUUUAUGUCUAUUUGGACAGAAAAACGACCAACUCCUUCCAUGGACUACAAUGAGAGUAAUGCAAAGUGUCCACUACCAGGCUGUGAUUCUAAAGGCCAUUUAACAGGCAGACAUGACCGUCACAGAACACUUGCCUCCUGUCCCCUGUACCACAACACAUCAGCCGAGGACUGUAAGAGAAGGUUAGAAGAUAGACACAAGGAACAAACAGAAAGGGAGAAAGUUGUUGCUACGCUGCAGGACAGAAGAGACCUUCGUAAACAGAUUCAGACAGAUGAGCAGAAAGAAAAGUCAGAGAAUAUUCGCAAGCUGAGAAAGAGUUUGCCAGAGAUAACUGAGGAGGAUAAGAAGAAGCACCGGAAUCACAGGGAGAAAUAUGAGAAGGGACGAGAACCUCUCCUCAAUGGCCUAGCCUCAAACUAUGACCUGAAGCUGUUUAGGGAAGCCCAAGCUCGUGCUUGUGAAGUUUUGGAGCAUGAGAUAACACAACACUACACACGGAGUGACUUGCAGGAAUAUCGAAUUAAAAAACUGGAGAUCGGCCGCUUUGAGAUGACCACAUGGUACUCCAGUCCCUAUCCUGAAGAGUAUGCUCGCUUGCCAAAAAUUUAUCUUUGUGAAUUCUGUCUCAAAUACAUGAAAACUGCUACCAUCCUUCGACGUCACAUGGCCAAGUGUGUGUGGCGUCACCCACCUGGAGACGAGAUUUACAGGAAAAACAGUAUCUCUGUGUUUGAGGUAGACGGAAAACGCAAUAAGGUGUAUUGCCAGAACCUGUGUUUGCUGGCCAAGCUGUUUCUGGAUCACAAAACACUGUACUUUGAUGUUGAACCCUUCCUCUUCUAUGUGAUGACAGAGAAUGACACUCAUGGAUGCCAUAUAGUGGGAUACUUUUCUAAGGAAAAGAAUUCCUUCUUGAAUUAUAAUGUUUCCUGUAUCCUGACUCUGCCACAAUACAUGCGACAAGGUUAUGGGAAGAUGCUGAUAGACUUCAGUUACUUGUUGAGUAGGAAUGAAAACAAGAUUGGGUCACCUGAGCGACCUCUUUCUGACCUUGGACUCAUCAGUUACAGAAGCUACUGGAAAGACACCUUAUUAAAUUAUCUCCAUAAAUACAAAGGUGCAGAAAUCUGCAUCAAAGAUGUUAGUCAGGAAACUGGAAUCAAUGCAAACGACAUUGUCAGUACACUGCAAGCUCUGGGCAUGCUGAAGUAUUGGAAAGGGAAACACUUGGUCCUUAAAAGACAGGACCUCAUGGAAGAGUUCUUAGAGAAGAAAUCCAAACACCUGAAUGACCUACGAUCAGUAGAUUCUUCUUGUCUGAAAUGGACGCCACCUACGAAAAGAGUUACUCAGGCGUGACAUCCUACAUAGGAUGUGAUGUUCCUUUAGAGUAUUUGUAGUUUAGAUGUGUGCAUCAUUAUCACAGACUAUAAUAGUGAUUCAUUGAAACAUUGCUAUAUAUUGAAUAUUGCAAACUAUCCAUACACAUACUCUGAAUGAUGACAUGUUAUCCUUUUUACAAACAUUGAUACAGGCUACGAUUGAGGAAAUCGUGAUCUGAUCACACAAAGGCAACGUUAACAUAUAAAAUUCUCACUUCGAAGACAGGAUUGGAUUUUAUUUUGGAUGUGUUAAAAUGAUUAAAAAGAUAUGUAGAUUAUAGUUAAACUACAUGUACAUGCUAACAUCACAUCUGUUACAGAUGAGACUUUCCAAUUAUCUAAACUGAUUAGUGGUAAAGAAAAAUUUGUGUGAUUACUGAAAAUGUAAUAUUUUAUUAUCACACAAUUGACAAAUGUGAGCAUUGUAGUUAUAGAUAAUGUUUGCAUUGAUAGUAUUUUAUUGCAGAUCUAGAACUUUCCAUUGGUACCUGCUACACCUGUCAUUAUGCUUGAGACAGUUUUGUAGUUCAGGUGAAACUUCGUUGUUAUUUUUGUUGUAUAUUUAUAAGUUUAAUUAGGACACGUGGGGUGUAUCGCUGGGAAAGGCAAUGGGCAGGGAACUCAGUACAAUCAUGGAGUAGAGGAACAACAUCUGCAUGUUUAAUUUUUAUCCUGUCUUCAAAUUUGUCCAAUAUUGAAUCUUUAUGUGAAAUAAACUUUUGUAUUGUGGUAAAGCC
This is a messenger RNA of Pecten maximus, 2719 nucleotides long. RefSeq names its product histone acetyltransferase KAT7-like. Gene Ontology annotation, biological process: regulation of DNA-templated transcription. Gene Ontology annotation, cellular component: nucleus. The coding region runs from base 157 to 1959 and encodes 600 amino acids. The transcript has 13 exons. NCBI's taxonomy places the organism in Eukaryota, Metazoa, Mollusca, Bivalvia, Pectinida, Pectinidae. Gene Ontology annotation, molecular function: zinc ion binding; histone acetyltransferase activity. The record is from RefSeq and is a predicted model, not a curated record.